Ochotona princeps (American pika) is the source of this 1045-nucleotide messenger RNA. It is a transcript of the gene TMEM38A, whose product is annotated as transmembrane protein 38A. Gene Ontology annotation, biological process: potassium ion transmembrane transport. Bases 75 to 974 code for a protein of 299 amino acids. Gene Ontology annotation, molecular function: potassium channel activity; identical protein binding. The record is from RefSeq and is a predicted model, not a curated record. The transcript has 6 exons. Gene Ontology annotation, cellular component: membrane. NCBI's taxonomy places the organism in Eukaryota, Metazoa, Chordata, Mammalia, Lagomorpha, Ochotonidae.
GGCCGGCAGCGGAGGCGGGGCCGUGGUCCCCGGGCGGCCUGCGGGCGGCAGCGGGGUUGGGGGGCCGGGCGGCCAUGGAGCUGCUGUCUGCGCUGAGCCUGGGGGAGCUGGCGCUGAGCUUCUCGCGAGUGCCCCUGUUCCCCGUGUUCGAUCUCAGCUACUUCAUCGUGUCCAUUCUCUACCUCAAAUAUGAGCCAGGAGCAGUCGAGCUGUCCCGACGCCACCCCGUGGCCUCCUGGCUGUGCGCCAUGCUGCACUGUUUCGGGAGCUACAUCCUGGCGGACCUGCUGCUCGGCGAGCCCCUCAUAGACUACUUCAGCAACAACUCGAGUGUCCUGCUCGCCUCGGCCGUCUGGUACCUGAUUUUCUUCUGCCCCCUGGACCUGUUCUACAAGUGCGUCUGCUUCCUGCCAGUCAAGCUCAUCUUCGUGGCCAUGAAGGAGGUGGUGAGGGUCCGCAAGAUUGCCGUGGGCAUCCACCAUGCCCAUCACCACUACCACCACGGCUGGUUCGUCAUGAUCGCCACCGGGUGGGUCAAAGGCUCUGGCGUCGCCCUCAUGUCCCACGCCGAGCAGCUGCUCCGAGGCGUCUGGAAGCCUGAGACAAACGAGGUGCUGCACAUGUCCUUCCCCACCAAAGCCAGCCUGUACGGAGCUGUGCUCUUCACGCUCCAGCAGACCCGCUGGCUCCCAGUGUCCAAAGCCAGCCUCAUCUUUGUCUUCACCCUCUUCAUGGUGUCCUGUAAGGUGUUCCUGACGGCCACCCACUCCCACAGUUCCCCAUUUGACGUCCUGGAGGGCUACAUGUGCCCUGUGCUGUUCGGGGCAGGCUGGGGCGGCGAGCAGCACCACCACGACAAUCAUGGUGGAUCCCCCGCGGCUGGGCCUGGCCUGCAGCACCCGGUCCUGCCGGCCAAGGCCAGGGAAGAGCUGGGCGAGGGCGCCAGGAAGAAGAAGACCAAGAAGGCGGAUUAGGGGAGACGGCGUGGGGGUGAGGAGGGGACCGGUGGAGAGGCGCCACCCCAGGCCCCUCGGAGCCGGGAGCA